AUGCGUCCGAAAUGGACGGCCCUCGCCGUCCUGACCCUCGGCACGGCGGCGACGGCCUUUGCCCAGCAGCCCUCGAACUCCGGGAAUUCCAGUCUCUAUCUACACGACAACCCGGAUUGCGCUCUACCGUGCUUCCUGACAGGCCUCAAUCAGACGGAAUGCCACACGACAGACCAACAAUGCCUGUGCCAGGACGAACACUUUCUCCAAUUCGUGCAAGGCUGCGUCAUCACGAGCUGCCCGCUGAAGUACGCUCUAGAAUCUCAGAACAUCACCUGGACGGCGUGCGACUUCCCAUUGCAUAGCGGCGAGCCGGCCACGAGAAUCGCUCGCAUCGUCAUCUUCAUACUGCUACCGACGUUCUCCCUCGUGAUCCGGAUCAUCACCAAGCUUGCGAGGCUGUCUACAUGGGGCCUCGAUGACUACACAAUAAUAGUGGCAUACGUAAGUGAAAAAAGGCCAGCUUUACCCGGGUGGGAGGGGGAGGAGGGAGGCCGUGGGUUGAGACGAUGCUGA
Messenger RNA from Colletotrichum destructivum, 516 nucleotides. RefSeq names its product Putative extracellular membrane protein, CFEM. Bases 1 to 516 code for a protein of 171 amino acids. The transcript has 3 exons. The record is from RefSeq and is a predicted model, not a curated record. Lineage: Eukaryota; Fungi; Ascomycota; Sordariomycetes; Glomerellales; Glomerellaceae.